Oncorhynchus mykiss (rainbow trout) is the source of this 505-nucleotide messenger RNA. RefSeq names its product ribosomal protein L38 (gene rpl38). Gene Ontology annotation, cellular component: cytosolic large ribosomal subunit; ribosome. NCBI's taxonomy places the organism in Eukaryota, Metazoa, Chordata, Actinopteri, Salmoniformes, Salmonidae. The record is from RefSeq and is a predicted model, not a curated record. Gene Ontology annotation, molecular function: structural constituent of ribosome. Gene Ontology annotation, biological process: translation; protein-RNA complex assembly.
UACCGGCAGUUGACGUCAACAACCGUCAUCGAAUAAUCAGGACAGUGUCGCUUUGUGGACAACAACUCCCGUUGUUAGGACGGAAAGACAUAUCAGUAUAUCCAUACUCUUUGGAGAAAGUAGUCCGUGUUACAUUUGUCCUCCAUGAGUCGCCGUAACUUGACUAUAAAGAUUGCGUCAGCGGAAGUUCCACCCUCUUCAUCCCCUCUCUUGUAGGCUGUGCUUCAGUCCGCAAACACGGCAAGAUGCCACGCAAAAUUGAAGAAAUAAAAGAUUUCCUGCUUACAGCAAGAAGGAAGGAUGCCAAGUCCGUAAAGAUCAAGAAGAACAAGGAAAAUGUCAAGUUCAAGGUGCGUUGCAGCAGGUACCUGUACACCCUCGUCAUCACGGACAAGGAGAAGGCCGAGAAGCUGAAGCAGUCCCUGCCCCCAGGUCUGGCUGUGAAGGAGCUCAAGUAGAGGACCAUCUUUGUGUACAGUGAAUUGUAAUAAAAAGAGGAAAACCA